Molecule: messenger RNA, 2922 nt
Organism: Brienomyrus brachyistius
Lineage: Eukaryota; Metazoa; Chordata; Actinopteri; Osteoglossiformes; Mormyridae
Gene: kat14
Product: lysine acetyltransferase 14
Exons: 11
Coding region: 176-2518 (780 amino acids)
Molecular function (GO): acyltransferase activity, transferring groups other than amino-acyl groups
Source: RefSeq, a predicted model, not a curated record
AGGAAAAAAGAGGACCUGUUACAGCUGGAGGAUCUGAUCAGCCUGAGCAAAGAACUGAAGGCAGAGAGUGAGAGUCCGGCGCAGGAGACGCAGGGCUCAUAGAUUAUUCGCCAUUUAAGCAGAGCAACAUACAUCUUUAGUCUCCUGGGUGCUAGUCUGAAGCUGGGGAGAAAACAUGGACAGUAGCGGGGAACUGAGGGGCCUUUCGGGUCAGCGUGACGACGAGGCGGCAUGCACUUCGGCUUCGGAGGGCCUCGAGGAGGGGGAGGUGGAGGGCGAGACACUGCUCAUCGUGGAGUCUGAGGACCAGGCCUCUGUGGACCUCUCCCACGACCAGAGCGGCGACUCCCUGAACAGCGACGUCGGGGACGAUGCCGACAGCAGCUGGAAUGAGGACACGUCCUUCUACUGCGAGAAGUGCCACAAGUGGAUCCCCUCUGCCCAGCUGCGAGGAGAACAGCCGAGUUACCUGAAAGGUGAUAAUUUCUUCAAGUUUACCUGCUACGACUGUUCAGAAGACGGCAAAGAGACCUUUGAGAGGAUGAGGCUUACCUGGCAGCAGGUGGUGAUGCUAGCCAUGUACAACCUGUCUCUGGAGGGCACAGGGCGUCAGGGCUACUUCCGCUGGAAAGAAGACAUUUGUGCCUUUAUUGGAAGACAUUGGACCUUCUUACUGGGGUCCAGAAAGAAGACGUCUACCUGGUGGAGCACUGUGGCCGGGUGCCUGUCCGUCGGGAGCCCCACAUUCUUCCGCUCGGGGGCCCAGGAGUUCGGUGAGCCCGGCUGGUGGAAGCUGGUGCACAACCGGCCCCCUACCCUUCGGCCGGAAGGGGACAAGACCUCGGUCGCGUCUCUAAAGGCGAAAGCACUGUCGAAGCCUCCGCUGGACCCCAUCAUCACCGUGGAGGGCCUGAGGAAGCGGGGCGGUCGCAACCCUGUGGAGAGCGCCAUGCAGCUGAAGGAGAAGCGCUCGCGCACGCAAGAGGCCAAGGACAUCCGGCGCGCCCAGAAGGAGGCAGCCGGCUUCUUGGACCGCAGCGCCUCCUCCACGCCGGUCAAGCUGGGCAGCCGCAGCCGGCGCCCCGACCUGGUGCUGGAGAAAGGGGAGGUCAUCGACUUCUCAUCCCUCAGCUCCUCGGACCGGACGCCCCUGACCAGCCCCUCACCCUCCCCUUCUCCGGACUUCUCGGCCCCUGGGACCCCCGCCUCGCACUCGGCCACGCCCAGCCUGCUGUCCGAGGCCGACCUCAUCCCGGAUGUGAUGCCACCUCAAGCACUCUUCCACGACGAUGAGGAGCUGGAUGGCGAGGGAGUGAUUGACCCGGGCAUGGAGUACCUCCCUCCUCCCAGCAUGCCCACCAUGCGGCAGAAGCUGCGGCCGACCGAGCACAUCAAACAGGAAGUGGAGAGUGAGGGGGAGGAGCGGGCUGCCGGGGAGGAUGAGGAUGAGGAGGAGGUGGCCGCCCGGCGGCGGGCUGAGGAUAGGACAGGUGACAGGAAAAAGGCCCCGCAGGAGAAAGGGGGGGCCCCCUCGUGCCCUGGCGCCCCCCGCUAUGCCCCCCUCAGCCUUUAUGAGGAGCGGCAGCUGCUCCGCCGCCUGGAGGCCUGUCCCCAGGCGCUGGCCGUCACCUCUCAGGCGCGGCGCCUCCACAGGAAGCUGCUGGUGCGGCAGGCCAAACGCGAGCGCGGGCUGCCUCUCCUGGACCUGGACCGGGCCGUCAGCACAUCUCUCAGCCUUGUGGGAGGGGUGUGCGGGCCCCAGGAAGCUGGAGCGUGCAUACAGGCAGGCCCCGGCACCUUCCGCACCACCAGCCGGGACCUCAGGAUCCUGGAUCGCUUUCAGACAAGCACUCUGAACCGGAAGGGCUACCAGCAGCCCACCGUGUCCUUCUGGCACAGGCUGAUGGGGUCGGACGCCAGCAUGGACCAAGGGAUCAAAAGCCCGUACACGUCUCGCGUCCUGAAGCCCUACAUCAGGAGGGACUAUGAGAGCAGGCCCCUGAAGCUGAACCUCCUGGCUGAGAUCCGUGCGUACCCCCACAAGGACGAUCCCAGCUGGGUGGCCGAGCCUGACGCUCCCAUCGACUACUGCUACGUCCGUCCUAAUCACAUUCCCUCGGUCAACUCCAUGUGCCAUGAGAUCUUCUGGCCAGGUGUUGACCUCUCCGAGUGUCUGCAGUAUCCCGACUUCAGCGUGGUGGUUCUCUACAAAAAGGUGGUGAUUGGCUUCGGCUUCAUGGUCCCGGACGUGAAGUACAAUGAGGCCUACAUCUCCUUCCUGCUGGUGCACCCUGACUGGAGGAGGGCUGGCAUCGGCACCUUCAUGAUCUACCACCUCAUUCAGACAUGCAUGGGGAAGGAUGUCACGCUCCACGUCUCGGCAAGCAACCCCGCCAUGCUUCUAUACCAGAAGUUCGGCUUCAAGACGGAGGAGUACAUCUUGGACUUCUAUGACAAAUAUUACCCCGUGGACAGCAAGGAGUGCCGACACGCCUUCUUCCUGCGGCUGCGGCGCUGACGCCGUCUGCACUGGGGGCCCGGGGCCCUGUGGAGAUACUUCAUCAUAGCGCUCAAUCCACGGGGGCACCAUUCCCUCGGGGCUGCAGUCUGCCUGCCCCAUUUCUACCCAAUGUGUAUUUGUACUUCACGCGUCUUUUGUACAUAUUCGUGUUUCCCAGGGACAGCAGGCUGGGGGGAGAUAGUAGGGGGGACCUGCUGUCUUCUAGCCAAACAGGACUCGUAACGGAAACCAGAGACUCGACUUGCUUUGCGGAGGCGAGAUGCUCAUGAAAGAAGAAAGUUCCCACUGUAGGCAGGAUCCGUUUUAAAAUAGGGAGCACGGCAUCCACCGUUUUGUAAAUACAUUUAUGUGCAAACCUGUAGCUGAUGUAACCUUUGAUAUUAAACAGUUUUCUUAUUAAA